This is a messenger RNA of Mytilinidion resinicola, 1264 nucleotides long. RefSeq lists its product as uncharacterized. The record is from RefSeq and is a predicted model, not a curated record. Lineage: Eukaryota; Fungi; Ascomycota; Dothideomycetes; Mytilinidiales; Mytilinidiaceae. Bases 62 to 1183 code for a protein of 373 amino acids. The transcript has a single exon.
CUGAUAAGUAUCUGCAAGCGACGUAUUUCCUAGCCAUCAAGCAUGCCCACCUGUGUCCGCUAUGGAAGUCUGGAAGUUUGUCGACUACUCUGAUACUGCUCCUGUUCUUGCGCUGUCCCUCACUGCCAAGCGGUGGGGACUUGAUCCUUUCCCCGGCAAUCUAGUAGCCAUCUCAAGCAUCUGGCACGACUUCCAACGGUCCAACGGAACUGAAGAGCUUGCCUCAGCUCUGCCAUACACUUGCUCGUACAGCUCUUCAUCGUAUCUUGACUCUUACGUCCAUGACUACUCCCAAAACACUCGUGACGAUUACACUCUGGACGACAGCUAUAAAAACAUAACUAGGAACUCGGCCAUCUGCAACAAAGUCUCCCGUGCUCAUCUUUGCGACUCUAGCUGCCUCAUCCUCAUCGAAGGCGUUGGGAGCAAAACCACGGGUCCGGCCCACUCUGAUAUCGUCGGCCUUACCCACGGCCUAUCCUUCCUGAUUUCCCUAUCCGUUACUGCUCUCACCGUCAUGGGUUUCCUCGAAGGACUCAUCAAGCGGCCGAAGCCCCCCCAACUCACCGCCGUCAUCAGAAAAACGUACAACGAACCCCACAAGCCGCUCGCCAACCCGUAUCCACUAGAGCAGUACAGCACCUCGAGAGACGUCGUUUACUGCGCGCAACUGAUGCGGCAAAUGUACUCUCUAGAUCUAUCGAUCUGGGCUAUGGAGGACUCGGCGCCAGGAGAGGUUCCCCGUCGUGAAGCGAUGAAGACGCAAGCGAACGCCCUUUUGGAAGAGAUACGGAACGUCGUGGAGGUGUGGCAGAAGGACAUACAACGGGAGGACGGAGGAACAUGGAAGCUGGAGGAGAGGAAGCUCGUCGAUGAGAUUUCGAAGGCUGUGUUGGAGUAUCCGGCGGAGAGAUAUCCUGUUUCGAUGGAUGCGCGGCCUGCGGCGAAGAAGAAGUGGGAACAGCAACGAGGGCUCAGUGCUGUGGGAAAUAACACCAAUGGCACUGCAGGGAAUGGACACGUGCAUCCGCCCGUAGCCUUACCUGAGCUGCGCGGAGACAUCCGACAAGCAGCGGAAUUGGAGGCUCGAUCUUUGCGGUCAUCAAGGCGACCUCCAAUCUUUAAGUUCCCACGCAAACCCUUGGAAAAUCCUUCGUCUUUGCGCACUAGUCAAGCAACCUAAAUAUCUGUUAGUUUUCAAGCUCACCAAAAGGCUGAUAUGUAUACCAAUCAAUAUAUUCAACCGUCAUUUUCCACUUACGCA